Triplophysa rosa is the source of this 6193-nucleotide messenger RNA. RefSeq names its product pleckstrin homology domain-containing family G member 3. Bases 445 to 2379 code for a protein of 644 amino acids. The record is from RefSeq and is a predicted model, not a curated record. Gene Ontology annotation, molecular function: guanyl-nucleotide exchange factor activity. Lineage: Eukaryota; Metazoa; Chordata; Actinopteri; Cypriniformes; Nemacheilidae. The transcript is spliced from 19 exons.
AGAUGAAGUUUAACAAGUCCUCCUCACAUACUUACUGUAUGAAGAGUGUUUAUCCUCUAAUACCGGGCUAUUCAAUUGGCGGCCCGUGGGCUGAACCCGGCCCUCGAUGUAAUUUGUUCCGGCCCUUCAAGUAGCAUAGUGUGAAAAAGAAUCUCUAGAAUAAAUUUAGUUCAGUCGGGAACUGAAGUGACGCGCGCCUGUUCCAUUCAACACGAGCUGCAGCAGCACAGAGCGGGAGUCACGUGACGUCAGGCGAGUAGGGCGACUCGCAAGCCUUCUCUCCUGUGAGACGCGGUGAACAGGACGAUGACGGACUAACUUUUAUUAGUUUCAUUUCUGACAUUUUGCUAGCACGAAUAGGACCACCAUUUCAAAAGUACAGAGGCAAGGACGGAGAAUAGCGCGUCGGAGAACAGCAGCACGGAAUGGCACAGAAUCUUGCAAAUGUAUUAUUGUGUGUGUGUGUGUGUGUGUUUUCAGUGUGUGAAGGGGAUGAGAGAAGACUCCAGCUGUGGUCACAACAGAAAUCUGAUGGGAGAAGCAGGAUGUCAUGGUUCAUCUGUGGGCUCCAGCGCUGAGCGUUCUGAGGACGGCCGGCCGGUCAGCGUGGUGUCCUCCGUCUCCUCCUGCUCAUCUGUAGAGGGAAACAUCAGCCGGCUCACGCCGUCACCAUCCGCAGGUGAUAUUGACCUGGAGCUCAACCCUCCGAAGGAACCCGCAGAUCCUCCAGAACCCGUGAUUACAUCAUCAGAGCGCCGAAAAGACCCUCCCUCACCGAUUGCCACCGUCGCUAUGGCGCCCAACCUCACGUAUGUGGAUCGAGUGGUGAUGGAGAUCAUUGAGACGGAGAGGAUGUACGUCAGGGAUCUGCGCAGUAUCGUGGAGGACUAUCUUGUACACAUUAUAGACAGCAGAGAUCUGCCCAUCAAGCCGGAGCAGGUGUGCUCUUUAUUUGGGAACAUUGAACAGAUCUACGAGUUCAACAGCGAGUUGUUACACAGUUUGGACGCGUGCGCCUGUGAUCCUGUGGCCAUCGCCCGCUGCUUCGUGGACAAGAGCGAGUAUUUUGAGAUCUACACGCAGUACUGCACAAACUACCCUAAUUCAGUGGCAGUACUCACAGAGUGUUUGAGGAAUACGACUCUGGCCCAGUUCUUAAGGGAUCGUCAGGCGUCUCUCAGACGUUCUCUUCCUCUGGGCUCUUACCUGCUUAAACCUGUUCAGAGGAUUCUGAAAUAUCACCUGCUGCUUCAGGAAAUAGCCAAACACUUUGACUCUGAGGAAGACGGGUAUGAUGUGGUGAUCGAGGCCAUCGACACCAUGACAGGAGUGGCCUGGUACAUCAACGACAUGAAGAGAAAACACGAGCACGCUGUGAGACUUCAGGAGAUCCAGUCUCUGCUCAUCAACUGGAAGGGUCCGGAUCUCACCAGCUACGGCGAACUGGUUCUGGACGGAACCUUUCACGUCCACCGGGCCAAGAACGAGAGAACCCUGUUUCUGUUCGAUAAGAUGCUGCUCAUUACCAAGAAACGAGGAGAACAUUACGUCUACAAGACUCACAUCUCGUGUUCCACACUCAUGCUGAUCGAAAGUGCCAAAGACUCCCUGCGCUUCAGCGUGACCCAUUACAAACAGCCCAAACAGCCGCACACGGUUCAGGCCAGAACUGUGGAGGAGAAGAAACUCUGGGCUCAUCACAUAAAGAGACUCAUUCUAGAGAAUCAUCACGUCGUUAUUCCACAGAAAGCCAAAGACGCCAUAUUAGACGUGGAUUCCACAUGUCUGGUGAAGCAUCGCUACAGUCCGGACAGGAUGAAGAAAGCCACAUCUUGUCGUGUUGAUGAUUUCUCUGCUUGUGCUUUAAAGGAGCGGAGAAGAUCAGAACCAGGGAAGCAGAUCACACGGAGCUCAAGAGGAAGUCUCAAGCAUGCCGACAGUGAAGGCGCUCUGUUAGUGGUGAAGGAGCGGCGUUCACUACCGCCCGCUGCAGACGGCUCGGCCCUGACCUCUGAAAUGAGAGAGAACCAACAAGAUCUGGAGUCCAGUACGGGCUCGCUGUACGACCCCGACGAAACCAGACCUCACGGAGAGCGGGAGGAGGACCAGAAGAACGCAGAUGAUGGAGGAGAGGAUGAGCAGGUAGCUGACUUCACCACUUCGGUUCUGGCCGCUCUCUCCUGUCUGCAGUACAGAGCCAGAGCUUUGCUUUCACAUCCAAUCACAACGGACACAGAUGGAUGCUGCAUUACUGCAGAGAACUGGCCGUUGAGCCAGAGCCAUCAAGCAUCUCAUGCGGAGAAGUGUCAGCAGACGUCUGAUAGUUUGACUUGUUUUGAGCAGAGCUCAUCUGAACAACACGGUUCACAGAAGAUCUAAUGUCCGCUCGGACACGCUGAGGAGGAUGUGAUGGACCCAUCACACAAUUAUCCACUGACAGGUGGGACAGUCGUCCCCAGAUACAACACAGAUCCAGUGAUAAGAGAUCUCUGCAAUGGAGGAGAAGAUGAAGAGGAUUUGGAGGAUAGUGUGGGUUUCUCAUCCUCAGACGUGCAGGACAAGAAAGACACAUCUCAACUCUGGGGAGAUGUGGAUGAUAUGGAGGUAGACGAGGAAGUUGCAGCACACGGUGGCCUCUUGCCUUCAUCCGUCCUGGACAAGCCCAGCGAUUUCUCCGAGCAGUUUACCGGCAGCCUGUCAUGCAGGAGCAGUCUGGGAGCAGAUGGGUCAUGUGACAUGGGCUGCCCAUCUUCUCGCUCAGAAAGCCGGAGGAGCAGUUUGUUGAGCUGUAGUACAGAGACCCGUGAGAAAGACAAAGAGUUCAGAAGGUCCACUCCAGAACCAGUCAACCAGACUGCUCCCGACAGCUCGUUCAGACCAGACCAGAGGCCUCAAAAGAAACAAGACACACUCUCCAAAAAGGACCGAAUGCUCAUACAUAAGAUCAGACGAUACUAAGAACACGCCGAAGAUCAGGAUGCCAGCUUUGCCAUUAAACGUAGAGAAAGCCUCUCGUACAUUCCCGCAGGCCUAGUCCGUAAUCUGAGUCGACAGCUCAAUGACCUUACAUCAGAUGAAGACAUGGCGUUGCACAAGAGGGUGUCUUCCAUCACGCGGCCAACAUCGUGGGCUGUCUUCAGUCUGCCAGGCCUAGAAAGUGAGAGCAGGUCCAAAGAGUGUAUCUCUGACUCCAAGACUCCGGAUGGAGAUGAGAUGUUUAGUAAAGAUGAGGAAUUUCUUCCCGCGUCUGAUAUGGUUAAGGUGUGGCAAGAGAUGGAGGUCAAGAGACUCGGGUCAUCUGAAGAACCUCAGGACUCUUUGGAAAACACAGAGAGUUCCUGUACGACGACACCUGAUCAAGAGAAGAGAGCAGAAAUCAGCAAGACAAGCUCUGAUAGUGGAUUUGGUGAACCUUUUCUAAUACUGGAAGAGUCGGAUGAAGGUUCGACCCCUUCAAGAGUCAACACCCGCUUGGAAAAGGAUGAGAAUCAUGAGUUUCAGAGCCUUCCAAACUGGGAACACAAGAUCCAGGAGCGACACGAAGUCAACCACAGUCCUCUUCCCAGAAUAAUCUCUUUAAGGUCUGCCAACGAAGAAGACCUCAUCCUGCAAGACAUGGAAAAGAUGAAAAAUAAAGUCUUCCAGCUGGCCAGACAAUACAGUCAGCGAAUCAGAAACAGCAGACCUGUAGUAAGACAAAGACCCAAGGCCACAGAAAGCCAUUUCAUGCCCAAGAGUUUGUCUUCUGUCAUGGAGGAGAAACCUUCUGGAAAAGAGAAAGGCUUGCCUGACAGGACACUGUCUCUGGACUUGAAUGAGCAGGACCUUGUUCAGGACUCUGAGAGCACUAGUCCAUCCUCCGGCAUCUGUUCUCCUGAAAGUCCUCAAUUUCCCUACUUCUGUAGAUUAAACAUCCAGAGACCGCAAAGCCCAGUACAGGUGGAAAGCUUCCACUGGCCAGAUGUGAAGGAGUUGUGCUCCAAAUAUAGCAACCAAGGUCAGAAGAGCGUCUCUCAUCAUUACCCAAUGGGUCAUAGUGUCUCUUUUCCAGAGAGGAUGCUGGACCAUGAGCGUGAGAGGUCUAAAACUUCACGUACCCUGUCUUGUUCAUCCUCAUGUAAUUUCACAACGCAAAGAGCUACAAACACUAAUCCAGAGUCUGUACCUUCACUUUGUCGAGUAAACUCUCUUGAUCACAAUCUUGAAACACAACACGCACGUGAACAACCGGAUAGCUGUUGUGUUACAGGUCACAGAACGCUGUCCAGAGAGAUUAUGGUUGAGAAGGUCUGUAGGGUCAAGCUGAGCUUGGAAACAGAGGACAGUAGUGAGGGUCAGGUAAGAUGGGAUGCCGUUGCACAAUCUGAACUUUCAUUGAUAGACAGCACAGAGCAGCACGUGAGGUUUGGCGCGUGGGUGCGUGGAGGUCAACAGUCCUGCUCGACGAAGGAAACCGAGACCAGUCAACACAACUUAGUUAAAAACCUGCGGGAGAAAUUUCAGAACCUGAGUUCUUACACAUGAGGUUUAUUGUGUUACACUGAAAUAGAAACUCAGACAGUUUACAUUUAACGUAUAUGACUAUAAAAAAAGAGAUGUGGCCAAUGCGUUAGAUCUUAAACAGGUUGUCAACAAACAUGCUCCAGAUUUCAAACCAUCUAGAAAAGGGAAACCUGUGGACUACAGAGAGUUUGUAUUCAUAGAAUGACAUUCUACAUGUGAUGUAUAUUUAUGUUGUUGGAAUUUUUUGCCUAAAUGCAAGCAUUAUUUCAAGAAAUUGGUGUUAACAGAUGACCCCGGUGGUGCUGCAAUUCAUUCCUUUUGUUUAUUUUGAAUCAUGGCUAGUUAUGUGUGUCUUAGUUCAUUCUUUCAAAAUGAAAAGCCACAAGAAUUACAGUAAUUCAGUUUACAGUAAGGCUUGCAAAUUCGAGCCUCACGCUCGUCAUUAAGUAAGAAAAGAAAGAGCCCUGCAUUAUGACAUUCAGAAUAUGGUGUUGAGAGACUGGCUGUCGUCUGCACUGACCACAGGAAAGAACUUAAUCUUAUAAAGUCAUUUCAUGCUAAUGAACAGAAAACUGGAGUUUAUAAUCGGAUCAAACCAGAUCUGUGCUAAACAAUCAGAAGAUUGAUGUCAUCUCUGGUAUGAAACCUGAAUGUCUGUUGUAAAUGCACACUGCUGUAUAUUGAAUGAAUUGACUGUUGUUUGAAGGUCAAAUGAUUCCACACUCAGUGUUUGUGUGCAGAGGACGUGUACAUGUUGGGAUUGAACUCAAUGGGCUCUAAUGUAUGUUACAGAACGGCCACAGACUGUCGCUGCGUUUGGGUGAAUAUUCUUUAUUAUUGGGAGUUGGUAUUAUAAGCUAGCUGUAUUUUUCUGCAUAUUAGUACGGGGUUAAUCCUAAAGCAUGAUGUCACUGUUAUUGUAUACAGUUAUUUUUCUUAUUUAUUUGAAAUGGUGUAACUAUCUGUCAGCUGUGACCGUUUGUAAAAAUGAUCCCAUUGUUUAUUUCAGUUUAUGUUUUCUCUGUUGUAAGACAGAUGUACAAUUAAAAACCCUUUCAACACUGUUAUCAUCAGGAUUUAUUCUUGUCUUUCAUCAUGGGUCAUUUUUAUUCACAAUGAUGAUUCUACGUGUGUGUAAUCUCAGACGACCAGAGCAAGACUCUUUAUUCUGUUUAUCAGGUUUUUUUUCACUGCUGUCAAAAUGGGUUAGAGUUCUGACAGUUAAAUGAGUUGUGAGUACAUACAUUGUUCAUGUGACGGGGUUGAAAAGAUGCUUUAAUCUCAUCCGGUGUAAUCACCUCAUACUGCAUAUACUGUAUGCCAUCUAAAAAUGCUGAGUAGUUUCAACCUGAAAAAUAUGGGCAAUUAAAAUAAUCUGGUUUAAAUUCACUUAAAAUGUCUGUAUUUAUUUAUAUCUCUUUUUUACUCUUUGUAUAUAUAAAAAACCUUAGCUCUGUAUACUGUAGUGGGCUAUUAUGAGACCAGUUUUAUUGCACUUAUGCUUUUUGUUGUGCUUAUGUUGUUCCAAUUGCUUCCAUUGUUUCCCUCAUCUGUAUGGAAGCAUAUUGGUUGCUAUUUUAAAUCUGAAAUGCAAUACGCAAAAUGGCAAUGCAGUAUGUCAAAUGACAAUGCAAUUGUGUCUUUAAAUAUACAUUUGAAAUAACAUAUGUGCAACAUUAAGUGCAAAAUG